Molecule: messenger RNA, 2136 nt
Organism: Aspergillus versicolor CBS 583.65
Lineage: Eukaryota; Fungi; Ascomycota; Eurotiomycetes; Eurotiales; Aspergillaceae
Product: F-box protein
Exons: 8
Coding region: 136-1821 (561 amino acids)
Molecular function (GO): protein binding
Source: RefSeq, a predicted model, not a curated record
CUCCAGAUGAUUACGAAGGCCCUUUGCUUUUCCUACAUGUAAUAUUAACGCUCAAGGACGUGGUUCAGUUCGCCUCAGACCGAGGUGACUCUCCCACACCUAUCCCGCACUCCAGGCAAUGACCAAGUCUUCACAAUGGCUUUCAAUUCGACGCCAGACCUGCAUCUAUAUUCCCUACCGAAUGAGGUAUUCGUGCAAAUUCUGACGCCCUUAACCACCCGCGAGCUCCUCCAUCUGGCGACUGUUUCUCAACGCUUCCAUGCCCUUGUCUUACGUCUCCUACACUACCGACUUCUUCUUACGGCGUCCUUGACAGAGUAUAAACUGAUUCUGGAAUGCUUUCACCCGACGUCUAAACUGACUGAACCCCACGUCUUCUGUAAAUACAUCGGCACGCCUAGCUUAAGUGACAAGUACGAGGGAGAGGGCUCGCUCUACGAGAACAUCGACACGGCGAAGCAACUUGGGAGACUGGGCUCGGUGUACUCGAUAUUUAGACCUGUAGAAUCAGAAGAGGAGGGCUGGGCUGAUGUGGCACCGGGCGAGCACCUGGAUACUGAGGACGCCUUUGACGAUCCACUCACAGUACGGCGACCUGUUACCAUAGAAGGAUUUGAAGACUUCUCCCAACUAUGCGUUGUGGCGAACGUGGUGAAGGUUUUCCCCGGAACGACUGCCCUCUUAAGUGCUGUGAAUGUUGAGGAUGGUGUGGUGAGACUGUUCCGAGAUUGGCUCAAGACCCAAGCAAAUUCUCCACAAGAUUCUCGACAUCGCGGUGACGCCUCGAGAAACCAAGGCUCUGACAUUCUGUGGGUUGACCAAAACAAAAACGUCGGCCUGAAAUUUCGGGUUCGCGAAGAUACCAAACUAAAUUCCAACUUCCCCGUACUUGUCCAUCGUGAUGAAGAAUCGUUUUCCAGCUAUGAGAUAUGCAUCGAUGAACUCCAUAUUCGCACUACGCGGCUUCUCUUGACUGUAGAACAGUCGGUCCGAGAACAACAGAGCUACCCCCCUGUUUCAUUAAUGGCGCUGUCAUCCUUUGAAGAUUCGUUUUCACCCCUACCCCGUGGAGGUACCCUCUCAAGCUAUAACCGUUUGCUUGAACUCUCAAUUACACUUGUAUUUACAAUGUAUCGACUUCUCGGUAUUGCCCUAGUGGCGCUUUUUGCCUUUGUGGCCUUGGGUGUCCCCACAGCUCCUACCCUCGACGAGACUCUAGGCGACCAUCCCAUCAAGCCGGAUUCCCGUUAUCCCUCCAAUCCUACACUUGACGAAGUUCUGGACAGUCAAAAACCAACCAACUGGGAUUUCAAGUUGAGAUUGGAAGUCCAAGCGCUCCCCGACUCGCCGGGCAUUAUUAUCGACGGUGCCAUUGAAGAAGUUUACGACAAAUUGAAGAAACGAACCCCCGAUUUCGAUGAGGACUGGAAGGGUUUUAAAGGCCCCGAAACUGAAAAUGAAGACUCAGAUCCUUUCAAAGAACGAGAACCCGAAGGAACAGUCACCUGUCAGAAUAAUAAACGUUGGAGCGUUGACGCGAAGCUAGUCAAAAAUGGUGUCGAGAGGAUUCGACACUCGAGGGGUAAGCCGCGUCUUCAACAAGACCCAAAGCACUGUGGCAGAUUGGCCUGUCUCUCGAGAGCUGCUAUUUACUGGUGCAACGAUUACGAUGAGCCUCAGAGGAUCUCCAGCCGGAGGCUUCUCGCAGACGGGGCUGAGGAUGUUCUAAACCAGUGCACUAAAGAUGGAGAAGUCGCAGGCGACUUUGAAGUUCCUGGUGGAUGGAGAGUCAGUGUCAAGGCCGAGGACAGUGACUGUUAGACAACAUGGAGUUUGGCUUUGGGCCCACUGGCCCGUUAGAUCUCUGGAUAUCACUGGUCUGUUGCUCAGAUUUAUCAAAGUUUUUGUUACGCCUUCAUAUGGUGCUUAUUUGUUAGGGCUGUUCGAAGUACACCUGGCUCUUUGAUAGCUAACUGGGCUAUUUUACGUUGCUGGAUUCAAUGUCAAAUAGCUAGUAAUGAUCUGAAUGAAGACAAAGCUCAUGAAGGGGUACAAUGGUUUUCAAACAGCAAGAAGCAACCGAAAUAUCAUGUAUCGUUUGCUUAAACUGACCAAGGAUUGUGCGACUGACUUGUG